Messenger RNA from Rhineura floridana, 4447 nucleotides. RefSeq names its product mitogen-activated protein kinase kinase kinase 9 (gene MAP3K9). Gene Ontology annotation, molecular function: ATP binding; protein tyrosine kinase activity; protein binding. Gene Ontology annotation, biological process: protein phosphorylation. Bases 381 to 3617 code for a protein of 1078 amino acids. The transcript has 11 exons. The record is from RefSeq and is a predicted model, not a curated record. Lineage: Eukaryota; Metazoa; Chordata; Lepidosauria; Squamata; Rhineuridae.
ACCGAGGAGUGGGUUGUGGCUAGAGGACCUUCACUCAGGUAAGGGAGGAGCUUGGAGGACUGUCGUAACCGUGAAGGCGAAUGAAGAUCUGAGCGAGGAGUAGGAGGGCUUACUGGUCGCUCCAUCCCUCAGCUUGCCGGUCAGUCAGGUGCCUUAGGAUGCGCUGUUGGAGCGUCAACCUGUGGUGGAGCCAACAGUGGUUAAGCCGGAUGCGGCUCUGGCAGGAAGGCCGGGCGCCGCCGCCGCUGCCCCCCCAUAGAGGGCGUUAUUCCGCUCCCGGCAUCAGCCGCUGAUCAGCCGCAUGAGCUCUAGGCGGCUCCUCACGCGGGCAGCGCCUCACCCCUUAUGGAGGAGCCUUUCCUUCCUUCUCCUCUCCCCGCAUGGAGCCAUUCCCAGUCUGCAGUCCGCGCCGUCCCACUCACCCUCCGCUGCUGGGGGAAGGAGAUUAUGAAGAAGAAGGGACGGCGGCGAGCUGGACAACGGCGGCGCCCGGAGCGGUCUCGUGUGGCGGCGGCGGCGGCGGCGGCACCGGCCUCUGGACCGCCGUCUUCGAAUACGAGGCGUGCGGCGAAGACGAGCUGAACCUCCGCCCGGGCGACGUGGUGCAGGUGCUUUCGCAGGACUCUCAAGUGUCCGGCGAUGAAGGCUGGUGGACGGGCCAGAUUGACCAGCGCGUCGGCAUCUUCCCGAGCAACUACGUGACCAGCAGUUGCAGCAGCAGUCGCCGGCUCUGCCUCCGCCAAGGGAGCGCCGCGGAGCUCCAGUCCCGCUACUCGCAGACCCCCGCCAUACAGUUACAAGAGAUUGACUUCUCAGAGCUGGUUCUGGAGGAAAUAAUUGGAAUUGGAGGCUUUGGGAAGGUCUAUCGUGCAAUUUGGCUUGGAAAUGAAGUUGCUGUCAAGGCAGCUCGGUAUGAUCCAGAUGAAGACAUCAGUGAGGCUAUUGAGAAUGUCCAUCAAGAAGCCAAGCUCUUUGCUAUGCUAAAACACCCCAACAUAAUUGCUCUUAAAGGUGUAUGUUUAAAGGAACCUAACCUUUGCUUAAUCAUGGAAUUUGCCCGUGGAGGGUCAUUAAAUAGGGUGCUUUCUGGUAAAAGAAUCCCACCAGACAUACUGGUGAACUGGGCUGUCCAGAUUGCUGGAGGAAUGAACUAUCUGCAUGAUGAAGCCAUUGUUCCUAUUAUACACCGGGAUCUGAAGUCCAGCAACAUAUUGAUACUCGAGAAAGUGGAAAAUGGAGACCUAAACAAUAAGAGCUUGAAGAUCACAGACUUUGGCUUGGCCAGAGAAUGGCAUAAGACAACCAAAAUGAGUGCGGCUGGGACAUACGCCUGGAUGGCUCCUGAGGUCAUCCGUUCCUCCAUGUUCUCUAAAGGCAGCGAUGUGUGGAGCUAUGGUGUGUUGCUUUGGGAACUACUAACUGGUGAAGUACCAUUUCGAGGAAUUGAUGGCUUAGCAGUAGCAUAUGGUGUUGCCAUGAAUAAACUUGCCCUUCCUAUUCCUUCAACUUGCCCAGAACCUUUUGCCAGACUGAUGGAAGAUUGUUGGAAUGCUGACCCUCAUUCAAGGCCCUCUUUUGCCAAUAUUUUAAACCAUCUAACCAAUAUUGAGGAGUCUGGUUUUUUUGAAAUGCCAAAGGAUUCUUUCCAUUCCCUUCAAGAAGAUUGGAAAGUUGAGAUCCAGGAGAUGUUUGACCAACUCAGGGCUAAAGAAAAGCUGCGGACAUGGGAAGAAGAAUUAACCCGAGCAGCAGUCGAGCAAAAGAACCAUGAAGAAUUUCUGCGGCGACGGGAGCAGGAGCUGGCAGAGCGAGAGAUUGACAUCUUGGAAAGAGAACUCAACAUAAUCAUCCACCAACUGUGCCAGGAGAAGCCCCAUGUGAAAAAACGCAUGGGCAAGUUCAGAAGAAACCGGCUGAAGCUGAAAGAUGGCAAUUGCAUCAGUCUCCCUUCUGAUUUCCAGCACAAAUUCACUGUGCAGGCAUCUCCAACCAUUGAUAAAAGGAAAAGCUUGAUCAGUAGCUGCUCCAGCCCUCCCGCCAGUCCUACCAUCAUUCCCAGGCUCAGGGCUAUCCAGUUAACUCACUGUGAAAGCAGCAAAACAUGGGGACACAACUCUCUAUCCCAGAAGGAGGAAGGUGAAGAAGAAAAAAGAGGCCAAAAGAAGAGAGGUCGCACAUGGGGGCCAAGUUCACUUUGUCACAAGGAGCUAACAGCAGACGAGGAUGGAUUGAAGUCCCUGGCAGAUGGAUCCAAACAGUGGUCAUCCAGUGCACCAAAUUUAGGAAAGGUCCAGAGACCAACAGUCAUUUUUCCAGGAUUUACAAGCCUAGCAGAGAUGGAGAAUGAAGACAGUGAUUCUUUAAAAAAUGGAGAGAACAAAAUGCACCAAUCACCUGGGUCAAACCAAUCAUACCUCUGCAUCCCAUUUCAGAAAAAUGAGGACUGGGAUGGCCAAUCCAGUGAUGCCAAUGAGGAGAACACUCCUAUGAACUCUACUACAAGCACCCCUCAACUCACUCCCACCAAUAACCUCAAACAUAGAGGUUCCCAGCAUAAACGAUGUGAGCUUGCCUUUCUUGGCUGUGGGGCUGUGCUAGCAGCAGCUGGCCUAGGCUUUGAUCUCUUGGAAGCUGGCAAGUGCCAGCUGCUAACCCAGGAUGAGCUGGAUGCCCCCAAGGAAGAAAAGAAGAAACGUGAUAGUAUAUUCCAGCGGGCUGGACAUUCCCGUUGGAGCACCAGCCCACCUUCAAGGAAGCUCUUCAAGAAAGAGGAGCCCGCAUCAUUGCUGGGCAAGCCAUCCAACUCCUUGACCCUUCUCUCUUUGUCUUCCAUUUCUGAAUGUAACUCCACCCACUCCCUGUUACGCUCGGACAGCGAUGAGAUUGUGGUGUACGAGAUGCCUGACAGCCCAGUAACAGUGAAGACUCCCUUGCCAGUAGUUAGUAACCCACUGGUUAAUAUCCGUGUUGAAAGAUUCAAGCGAGAUCCCAAUCAAUCCUUGACUCCCACACAUGUGACUCUUUCUUCUGAAGCUCGGCAAGAAGGGCACAGACGCACUCCCUCUGAUAGUGCCAUAAGAGUGACUAGUCUUCUUGCCAAUGAAUGCCCUUCAAGUAAUUCUCCUACAGGAACAUUAGGAUCAGGUGUAUUAAAAAUUCCCAGUCCAAGCCAGGGUCCAAAUGAAGUCCCUCGUCUGCCAGACCCCAACCUCAUCUUUCCUCCAACCCUCAGGCGCUAUAAUUCUCAGCAAGACUCCAUGCUGGAGAGACCCAAGACCUUGGAAUUCCUACCUAGGCCACGCCCUUCAGCUAACAGGCAGCGAGUUGACCCCUGGUGGUUUGUAUCUCCCAGUAAUGCUAGGGGUGAGUCUUCUGCUAAUACCUCCAGUACUGAAACUCCCAGUAACUUAGACUCCUGCUUUGCCAGCAGUAGCAGCACUGUUGAAGAGAGGCCUGCACUGCUUCCUAUUGACAUCAGACUGCCUAAAGAGGAGCGGACAUUGUUGGACAUGGAUGUUGAAGGUCAGAGCCAGGACAGCACCAUGCCGCUGUGCAGAACUGAACUCAGAAAACAUAAAUCUGCAGCAUAUGAACUCAAACAAGAGUUCUGGUCCUAGCAUGAAAUCAACAUGGGGUUGGUAAGCUCCUUCAGAUUCAGUUCUACUUCUUGCACUAAGAAUGCACUUUGAAGACAGGUGAAGCUGAGAGAUGCUGCUGAGGUCACAUCCAAGUGCUAUGUCCACCACAGAUACAGUAUUUGGGUACCCAACUUUUUAUAGCUGCAUGUAGCUAAGCUACACAGAGCUGCUGACUCUUUACAUGGAGUUUCCUGUAGUCUUCCUUGUCUUUUCAUGACAAUGUUAAACUGCAACAAGCAAUGUGGUGCAUCUAAACCUCCGUUGUUGACCUUCAAGAAUUCUGAUACCCUAUAUCGUUAUGGGUUUUGUAAUAACCUCAAUACCAGCAUUGUUAAUGCAAUGAUAAACAGUGUUUGUUUACACUGUUAGGAUACAGGAAUAUAUAUAAAGGUUUAAGGGUGUCUGAACCAGCGCUCUUGUUGCAUUUCAUUUUGCUUUUAUCCCUUGAUGUCCCAGGGCAAAUGUUAGCUUCUUUUUGGUAUGCAUAUGGUUUCUCCUCCUAGAAUUGACUGCUAGGAGGGUAGGGCCUUGAUAACACCCAUAGAAUCUAUCAGACAAUGACCCAUAGAAUCUAUCAGACAUACGAUUUGUGCUGAAAAAAGGAGGCGUCGCCAGUUUUUUUAUUCUUGAAAGUAAAUGUUUUAGAAAAAUGGAUGCCAGGGUACAAUGGUGCAAAUUGAUUGGUGUGGGGUUGAGCUCUGAUAGUGGAGAAUCAGGGAUGGAACGAUGUGAAAUAUUUGCCCACACCAGUAAUGAAGGAAAAUGCAUAAACAUUAGACGCAGGCUGUUUGUACAACCAGAAGUUGUGA